CCAGUUGGCCUGGCAGAACAGAUGAUACCAGGCUUUCUAGCGAUGCGGGCAUUGGGCAUGCGGUGCUUCAAACGGGAUAUCACCCCUUGGGUGAUCAAAGCUCUGUUCGCCGCAGGGAUCUACAAUAUGGGUAAACAUAUAUGGCAGUGGGCUACACCUCUAAUGGAGAAACAUCUCUUCACGUCAGUGUCGGUGACCAAUCACGAUGCACUCCAUGGGAAGGUGUCUAAUUGGGUAUCCGCGAUAGUUAGCACCAAGUCCGUCAAACACUUCUCCGCUAAGACUGGCAAUGCCAGCGCAAAGGCCGAAAUCAUAGAUACCAACGUGGAAGUCUCUUACUUUGGCGGCGAAAAGGCCAAAAUCAUGACUGCCGACGAGGAAGACGGUGGUGUAGUGCGGUUCCUCCCAGUGAAAGGCGGUUGCCAAUAUUUCUGGCACCGAGGUCGCCUCUUCAGGUACAAGAAUGAGGUGACUAGGAGAAACACUCAAAACAUCCAACUUCAUGAAGAAACAUUGACAAUCUCAUGCUUCAGCAGGAAUCCGAAGCACUUGCGUCAAUUUCUUGCCGAGUGCUGGCAGUUCAACGGCCCAGCCGCCUCGAAGACGACCAAAGUCCACUUCUUGGAGAAGUGUGUGCGUAGGUGCGAACUUAGUUACGACUGGACCAAGAUCGUACUUCGCCCAGCACGAUCACUGGCCACAGUCGAUCUCAACGAAAAGACCAAGCAGUCUGUCGUAGCCGAGGUCGCAGACUAUCUAUCCGCUGAGAGCCCCCAAUACUAUGCAAAACGAGGUAUCCCACAUCGUCGGGGUUAUCUUCUCUGGGGGCCACCUGGAACCGGUAAAACCUCUUUUUGCAUGGGAUUAGCUUCAAAUUUCAAGCUAGAUCUGUACGUCAUCCAGAUCCUUGGUACUCCGAUGGAUGACAAAACCCUGUUGGACGUCUUUGAGCUGCUUCCAAAACGAUGUAUCGUUUUGCUGGAAGAUAUUGACUCUGCGGGCAUCCGACGACAGCAGAUGAGAGACAAAAACGUGGAUCCUCGAGCCAAACCAACGCUCACCUUGAGCGGAGCCCUUAACGCCAUUGACGGAGCUUCGUCGCCAGAAGGACGUCUCCUGAUCAUGACAAGUAACGCCCCCGAAAACCUCGAUGAGGCGUUGAUACGCCCCGGUCGUAUCGAUCGCCAGGUUUAUUUCGGCCAUGUCGACAGGGAGGUCGCUUCUAGCAUCUUCAUGCGCAUGUUCAUCAAGUCCGCGGAGGAUCUGCGAAAGUCCCAAGAUGGACCUCUCGUUCUCAUCGAUAAUGAUGGUGAAGAUGUUAAGCUGAGACGGGCCGCUAGUCUCUUUGCUGGGAGCAUUCCAGAAGAUAAGAUUACGCCAGCUGAGUUGCAGAACUUCCUGCUCCAGCACAAGGAUAUGAAGGAUGCGCUUGCCAACGUGGAAGCAUGGGCUACAGCAAUAUGUGAAGCAAAGGAA
Molecule: messenger RNA, 1476 nt
Organism: Mytilinidion resinicola
Lineage: Eukaryota; Fungi; Ascomycota; Dothideomycetes; Mytilinidiales; Mytilinidiaceae
Product: P-loop containing nucleoside triphosphate hydrolase protein
Exons: 1
Biological process (GO): protein insertion into mitochondrial inner membrane from matrix; mitochondrial respiratory chain complex III assembly
Cellular component (GO): mitochondrial inner membrane
Molecular function (GO): ATP hydrolysis activity; ATP binding
Source: RefSeq, a predicted model, not a curated record